Hypomesus transpacificus is the source of this 1651-nucleotide messenger RNA. RefSeq names its product chromosome 10 C14orf119 homolog (gene c10h14orf119). Bases 160 to 678 code for a protein of 172 amino acids. The record is from RefSeq and is a predicted model, not a curated record. Lineage: Eukaryota; Metazoa; Chordata; Actinopteri; Osmeriformes; Osmeridae. The transcript has 3 exons.
UAUGUUGUCCUUCGACAAACGGCACAUACAACCAUCAUGAACUAGCUAACGUUAGCUAGGCUAGUUAGCUGCUAAAUUUAAUAGAUGUUACUCUUUCGUUUCUAAGUAAACUUGCUCUACAUAAUGAGUAACACAAGGUGACCGGUAUAAAAUAAUGCGAUGUCCUGGUUCUUUCACGUCAACCAAGGCUCAAACCAGCAGCCCCCUGACCGGAUGCCCUCCACUACAGAGAACCUGUCUUCACCUAGCCUGACAGACUUCCCAUUGCCUCCACAAGGCUCAGUACCUCUCAGCUUGGAGACCUUAUCAUGUUGCUCACUGAACUCUGUGGCUAGUAGAGAGCUGAUGCCACUGUCUUACGUUACUCUUCAAGAGCAGAGAUGUGUGUUGAGCUGGUUUCUAGGUUGGGGCACCGCCCAGAGGGAACGGUUCCUUCAGGACCUUUUGGGGAAAGCUGUGCCAGGAAAAGUGUGCACUCUCCUGGAUUCACUGAGCACUCUUCAGGUUAUGGACAGACCACCAAAUAUAUUUGAAUGCCAGCUGCGCCUCUGGACCCAAUGGUUUGAAUCCUGGAGUGAGGAGGAAAGAAACAGCUUCUUGCACAUCUUAGAAGAGAGGGACCCCAUUUUUGUUGCACACUUUUACAGAGGUGUAGCUGGGACAGCGGGCAAGGAAUGACAGAUAAUGAUGAGAAAUGUUGUUGAUUGUGAAGGACACGGAUUUAGGAGAUGUUGUCUCACUGAAACAAGUGAUGUUUGAAUAAUCAAAUUGUGCAAGAGUUAAUGAGCUAACUGUAUGAAAAAAGAUAAUCUGUGUUGUAAACUGACUUUUUUGUUUGGACUAUCAAAUCUUAUCCCCAUGUAUCAGUUGGGAUUCAACUGGAAACAACAUAUAAAUACCUUUAAAGGUAACUUUCAUAAUGAUUUUGAACAGUUUUGUAUAAAGAAUUAAACUCAAUUUAGGUAAUCACAAUAUGUUCUUUAUUGUUGUCUUGAAUGUCCACAGAAUUAGAACAGCAAUUAAUGAUUGGCAUACAACUGUGUCCUUAUUUAGGCAUAGGUAGGGUACCAGUGUGUCAUACAUUUGUGAAUGUUUUACUUCCCAUUUUAAUGGGGUUCUGAAGUUUAAAUUGGGUUAAAAAAAAUAAAAUAAUUAUGAUUGAUGGUGAGUGGUUUGACUCAGUAUUGAGUCCAUGUCUGAAGUGCAUACAGCUACAGUGCUGUAUAGGUUGAUCAUACUUUGAACUGGAAAAGCCUUAUUCCUGCAUGGGUAAAGUUAGUGUUUUGGUUUAGAAAACAACGUAUACAAUGUUUUUGUUUAUUAAUACCACUUAGUAAUGGCAACUUACUUUGGUUCAUACAUCUUCACGGCUUGAUGAUAUAGUAGCCUACAAUGCAUUCACUGUUACAAAUGACCAAUUCUGCCUAAAUAAUAUUGGAUGAAUCAGUGCUUAAAGUGGUAGAGCUUUAACCAUUUCAUUAAAGUAAUUCUGAUACUUUAUGUUUACUGUAUCCAUGAAACUGACCCUACUGAACUGAACAUGAAUAGAGUUUUAUUUUAACCUGUCUCAACACAGGCAUAGGUGAAUGGAGGUUUUUGAGUGCAUGGGUGGCCUGUGAAUGAGUACAGGUGAUCAAUGGCAGUGGCAUCA